AUGCUCUUUCAGGUUUCUAUGGGCACCAUGCGACACCGAAGAAAUGGCAAUUUUGAGAGUUCCAGACUCCUCUAUUCUAGCAUGUCUCGCAGCAUAGAUGUGUCCUGCAGUGAUGCCGAUUUGGUCAACUUCAUUCAAGAAAACUUUAAGAAGAGAGAAUGUGUCUUUUUUACAAAAGACACCAAGUCAAUGGGCAACUUAUGUAAAUGUGGAUACCCUGAAAAUCAGCACAUAGAGGGCACUCAGAUUAAUACCAAUGAAAAAUGGAAUUACAAGAAGCACACUAAGGAGCUUCCUACUGAUGCCUUUGGGGACAUUCAGUUUGAAAACAUGGGAAAAAGAGGAAAGUACAUCCGUUUGUCAUGUGACACAGACUCUGAAACACUCUAUGAUCUCAUGACCCAGCAUUGGCACCUGAAAACCCCUAACCUUGUCAUCUCUGUCACUGGGGGUGCAAAGAACUUUGCGCUCAAGCCCCGGAUGCGCAAGAUAUUCAGCAGACUGAUCUACAUUGCCCAGUCCAAAGGGGCCUGGAUUUUCACAGGAGGCACGCAUUACGGGCUGAUGAAGUACAUCGGGGAAGUGGUCAGAGACAACACCAUCAGUCGGAGCUCGGAGGAGAACGUGGUGGCUAUUGGCAUAGCAGCCUGGGGCAUGAUUUCCAACCGAGAAAGUCUGAUUCGCAGUGGUGAUAAUGAUGGGUACUACUUGGCCCACUACAUAAUGGAUGAUCUGAAGAGAGACCCCCUGUAUUGCCUGGAUAAUAAUCACACCCAUCUCUUACUGGUUGAUAAUGGCACCCAUGGACACCCAACGAUAGAGGCAAAAGUACGAACUCAGUUAGAAAAGUACAUUUCGGAGCGGAUUAUCCCAGAAUCUAAUUAUGGUGGUAAGAUCCCAAUCGUGUGUUUUGAAUCCAUCAAUGUGGCCAUCAAGAGUAAGAUUCCCUGUGUUGUGGUGGAAGGCUCUGGCCGGAUUGCUGAUGUUAUUGCUAGCUUGAUGGAGGCAGAAGGCACUCUUGCUUCUUCAUGUGUCAAGGAGAGCUUGCUCAGAUAUCUGCCUCGCACCAUUUCAAGGCUCUCGGAAGAGGAGACUGAAAGCUGGAUCAAAUGGAUCAAAGAAGUUCUUGAGAACCCUCAUUUACUGACAGUUAUCAAAAUAGAAGAAGCUGGAGAUGAAAUUGUGAGCAAUGCCAUUUCUUUUGCUCUAUACAAAGCUUUCAGCACCAAUGAACAUGACAGAGAUAACUGGAAUGGGCAGCUGAAGCUGCUGCUGGAGUGGAACCAGUUGGACCUGGCCAGUGAUGAGAUCUUCACCAAUGACCGAAACUGGGAGUCUGCUGACCUACAGGAUGUCAUGUUCACGGCCCUAGUGAAAGACAGGCCCAAAUUUGUCCGUCUUUUCCUGGAAAAUGGCUUGAAUCUGAGAAAGUUCCUUACCACAGAGGUCCUUAGAGAGUUGUACACGAACAACUUCAGCAGCCUGGUUUUCAAGAACCUGCAGAUCGCAAAGAACUCCUAUAACGAUGCACUCCUCACAUUUGCAUGGAAGAUGGUUGAAGACUUCCGACGAGGUCUCAAAAGAGAUGACAAAAAUAGCAAGGAUGAGAUGGAGAUACAUCUUUCAGAUGAAUGUCCUAUCACAAGGCACCCACUGCAAGCUCUGUUUAUUUGGUCAGUUCUUCAGAACAAGAAAGAGUUGUCUAAAGUCAUUUGGGAGCAAACCAGAGGUUGCACUUUGGCAGCCUUGGGGGCCAGUAAGCUCCUGAAAAGCAUGGCAAAGGUGAAGAAUGAUAUAAAUGCUGCUGGUGAGUCUGAGGAACUCGCUAAUGAGUAUGAGACAAGAGCAGUAGAGCUGUUCACUGAGUGCUACAGCAAUGAUGAAGAUCUAGCUGAGCAGCUGCUGACCUAUUCCUGUGAAGCCUGGGGAGGGAGCAAUUGUCUGGAACUAGCAGUGGAAGCUAAAGAUCAGCAGUUCAUUGCACAGCCAGGGGUGCAGAAUUUCCUUUCCAAGCAGUGGUAUGGAGAGAUUUCAAGAGAUACGAAGAAUUGGAAGAUUAUACUAUGUCUGUUCUUUUUCCCUUUAAUAGGCUGUGGUUUCAUCUCAUUCAGGAAAAAGCCUGUGGAGAAGAGUAAGAAACUCUUCUUGUAUUAUGUGUCUUUCUUCACCUCCCCCUUUGUGGUCUUCUCCUGGAAUGUCAUCUUCUACAUCGCUUUCCUGUUGCUCUUCGCCUACGUGUUGCUUAUGGAUUUCCAGAAGGAACCUACUGUCCUGGAGAUGAUCCUUUACGUGCUGGUCUUCAUUCUGCUUUGUGAUGAAGUGAGACAAUGGUACAUGAAUGGCAGUAAGUAUUUCUCAGAUCUGUGGAAUGUUAUGGAUACACUAGCAAUCUUCUACUUCAUAGCAGGGAUUGUGUUCAGGCUUCACUCAUCUGAUGAAAGCUCUUGGUAUUCUGGGAGAGUCAUUUUCUGUUUGGACUACAUAGUUUUUACUCUGAGGCUGAUCCAUAUUUUCACAGUUAGCAGGAAUCUAGGACCCAAAAUUAUUAUGCUGCAGAGGAUGAUGAUAGAUGUCUUCUUCUUCCUCUUCCUCUUUGCUGUGUGGAUGGUGGCCUUUGGUGUGGCCAGGCAAGGUAUCCUGAGGAAGAAUGAGCACCGCUGGGAGUGGAUAUUUCGAUCUGUCAUCUAUGAGCCAUACCUGGCUAUGUUUGGCCAGUACCCUGACGAUGUUGAUGGUACCACCUACAACUUUGACCGCUGCACCUUUUCUGGGAAUGAGUCCAAGCCCUUGUGCGUGGAGCUGGAUGCCAACAACCAACCCCGCUUCCCAGAGUGGAUUACCAUUCCCCUUGUCUGCAUUUACAUGCUUUCAACUAACAUCCUUCUUGUGAACCUGCUCGUGGCCAUGUUUGGUUACACUGUUGGAUCAGUACAAGAGAACAAUGACCAAGUGUGGAAGUUCCAGCGUUACUUCUUGGUCCAAGAAUACUGCAGUCGCUUGACUAUUCCCUUCCCUUUUGUCAUCUUUGCCUACAUAUUCAUGGUCAUGAGGAAAUGUUUCAAAUGCUGCUGUAAGAAAGAAAGUAAAGAGCCAUCUAUUUGUUGCUCAAAAAAUGAGGACAAUGAAAUUCUGGCAUGGGAAGCUGUCAUGAAGGAAAAUUACCUUGUCAAAAUCAAUACCAAAGCAAAUGAUUCAUCAGAAGAGAUGGUGCAUCGAUUUAGACAACUGGAUGCAAAGCUCUCUGAUUUGAAAGGCCUGCUGAAAGAGAUUUCCAGCAAAAUCAAAUGA
This is a messenger RNA of Nipponia nippon (crested ibis), 3288 nucleotides long. RefSeq names its product transient receptor potential cation channel subfamily M member 8 (gene TRPM8). Gene Ontology annotation, molecular function: ligand-gated calcium channel activity. Gene Ontology annotation, biological process: calcium ion transmembrane transport. Gene Ontology annotation, cellular component: plasma membrane. The record is from RefSeq and is a predicted model, not a curated record. Lineage: Eukaryota; Metazoa; Chordata; Aves; Pelecaniformes; Threskiornithidae.